Schizosaccharomyces octosporus yFS286 is the source of this 1266-nucleotide messenger RNA. Its product is annotated as septin Spn2. Gene Ontology annotation, molecular function: molecular adaptor activity; GTP binding; GTPase activity. Gene Ontology annotation, biological process: cytoskeleton-dependent cytokinesis. The record is from RefSeq and is a predicted model, not a curated record. The coding region runs from base 198 to 1193 and encodes 331 amino acids. The transcript has 5 exons. Gene Ontology annotation, cellular component: microtubule cytoskeleton; septin ring; cell division site. NCBI's taxonomy places the organism in Eukaryota, Fungi, Ascomycota, Schizosaccharomycetes, Schizosaccharomycetales, Schizosaccharomycetaceae.
AACUGUUAGUAUAAAUUAAGAGCUUGGUAUUCAUUUCAUUUCAUUUCGUUAUUAGUUUGUUUUGUUAGUUGUGUUUAUUGUAUGCUUUUAAGAUUCUAUGUUUACUUCCUUUGUUUACUUUACUGGUUACGCAUUGUCUUCCAUACUACCGCACCCAUCCAUAACAAGAAACUUAUCCUCUCAACCAAGUCUGAAAGAUGGAGAAUCCAGAGUCUAUCCCUUUAAAUAACUAUGUUGGCUUCGAUUCCAUUACUUCCCAAAUCAACCGCAAAUUAGUCCGCCGUGGAUUUCAAUUCAACGUUAUGGUAGUAGGUCCUUCGGGAAGUGGAAAGAGCACACUCGUGAACACAUUGUUCUCUGCUCAUUUGAUGAAUAGCAAAGGACGAGUUGACAUUCAAACACCUUAUCGCCAAACUACGGAAAUUAAUGUUACGAGUCAUGUGGUGCAAGAAAACCGCGUUCAGUUACAAUUAAAUCUUAUUGAUACACCAGGUUAUGGUGAUCAAAUCAAUAAUGAUAAAUGCUGGGAGCCUAUUAUCAAGUACAUUCGUGAUCAACAUUCAUCCUAUUUGCGACGUGAAUUAAAUUCUCAUCGCGAAAAGCGCCUUCAAGACACAAGAGUUCAUUGCUGUCUAUUCUUCAUACGCCCCACAGGUCAUUCCUUACGGCCUAUUGAUAUUGCAGUGCUAAAACGCCUCACUGAAAUUGUUAAUGUUGUUCCUGUUAUUGCCAAAUCCGACUCUUUGACUCUUGAAGAGCGCGCUGCCUUUAAGCAACAAAUUCGAGAAGAGAUUACCAAGCAUGAUAUUAAUUUGUACCCCUAUGAUAGUGAUGAUAUUGAUGAUGAGGAAUUGAAUCUUAAUGCAGCCGUUCGCAAUCUUAUCCCAUUUGCUGUUGUCGGCUCAGAAAAGGAAAUUGUUGUUGACGGAAAACAUAUUCGUGGAAGACAAAACAGAUGGGGCAUUGUUAAUGUUGAUGAUGAAAACCACUGUGAGUUUAUUUAUCUCCGUAACUUUUUAAUGCGUACUCAUUUGCAGGAUCUUAUAGAAACCACUUCGGUAUAUCACUACGAGAGAUUCCGUUCGAAGCAACUGAGUACCCUAAAGGAACAAUCUUCUAUGGCAUCUAGAAUGGCAAGCCCUAGUCCCAAUUUCCCUGAUCACUUCCACCCAUCUGCUACUAUCGCAAACUAAGUUUUCUUUUUCGACUUUUCGUCAAGCAUUAAUAUACAAUAAUAUUUUAGUUUAUUACUACAUAUCAUUAAAG